GUAUUAUUUUGAACUAAUGAACUUAUGAACUAAUAUUUUGAAAAAUAUUAUUUAAACAAUAAUAAUCACCAAGCAACUUACAGAGGGCUUAUUUGUGGAGCAUCCCAAGACCUUCUUUUCAGAGUUUUGAUAGCUUCUCUUACAAGGUCUUCAGCAUGUCAGAACCAGAAGCUCCUCCAGCCACAGGACUCCAGAUAGACGAUCAACCAUUUCCAGUUCCGCCACCUUUGAAUCAGUCUGAACCACUUUAUGAAGAUGUCCAGGAUCAGGACGAACAUAUAUACAUGUGUCCUGAUCCAGUUCCGCCACCUGCUGUGCUUCAGCUAGAGAAUCAACCACCUCCAGUUCAGCCAGUAAUGAAUCCGUCUCCAAUUAAUGCAGCCCCUUACCUGAUUCAGCCGUAUAAAGGUUAUCCUGUCCAAUACGUCCUUCCAAAUUCAAUGCCUGAGCAAGGACAGUGCAUAUCUGCUUAUCCCAUGGGAGGUUAUGGAGUACCAGAGCAGGUUCCUCAACCUGCAGAACUCCAGCUAGGCAGUCAUCCACUUCCAGUUCAGACGGUCUUGACUCAGUCUAGUCCAAGUACUUCAGCACCUCAUCAGGUUCACGCAUAUGCAGCACCUCCAGCUGUAGAACUUCAGUCAGAGAAUCAACCAACUCCAGUUCAGCCAGUCUUGAAUCAGUCUGAUCCAAGUGAUCCAGCAUCUCACCAGGCUCAGCCAUAUGCAGCACCUGCAGUUCCACCACUAGUUUUAUUUAAUGGAGUACCACCCGGUCUCGAGUACCUCACUCAGGUCGACCAGAUACUUAUUCACCAAAAAACAGCGUGUAUAAAAAUACUCACUCGCUUUGAGACUAACAACGAGUAUGAGAUCAAGAACAGCACUGGGCAAGAGAUCUACCACGCCAAAGAAGAGAGUGACUGCUUAGUACACAAUAUCUUUGGUCCGGCACGUGCUUUUAAAAUGCAUAUUACAAACCACAUGGAUCAAGAGAUCAUUCAGAUGCACAGACCAAUGCGCUGCUUCCUCUCUGAGGUUGAGGUACAGGCUCCCCCUGGAGUAACCAUAGGCUAUGUGAAACAGGAGUGGUCCUUUUCACCAAAAUUCUCCAUCCUGGGCCCCAAUAAUGAGAUGCUACUGAGGAUCCAGGGCCCCUUCCUUCCAUUCAAAUGCUGUGAUGACAUAGACUUUGAGGUAAAAGGCAUGAUUGGUGAACAGUCUAUUGGUCGAAUCACAAAACAGCAGAGUGAUUUAAUAAAGACAUGCAUCACCGAUGCCAGCAGUUUUUUUAUACAGUUCCCUAUGGACAUGGAUGUUAAAAUGAAGGCUAUACUUUUGGGUGCUUGCCUUUUUAUUGACAUCUUGUGCUUUGACAAAAGUGGACAUUUACUUUUUAAGUUAAUAAGGGGUUCAUGAAAUGCCUUACCAUUUUUGACCUCCUGACUGAAAAUGAGUUUUAGGGGUGCUUGCUGAUUGUUGUCUGAAAGUUGUCUUCCUAUCAACCACAGGAUUGUGACUCGUUACCCAUUCACGAAGUUAUUGAUUUACAUUAGCUUGCACUAUGUUGUGUGUAAAAAGUCACUUCCCUGUCAUUGCCUCUGCAGAUCCAGUAUGGAGUCUGUAAGGAUUAAUAAGGACCUGAAGCAAAUCCAAGUUUUAUGCAGAUGAUUUGAUAUGAUUUGAUUUGAUUUGAUUUGAGGGAGUUUGCUUUUCAGAAAACUGCUUUUCUCUUUUCUCCCUAAGUCAUAUGCAGGUGGCCUGAGUGAGAGUGUGGUAUGUGACAGUGUACAUACUCAUAGAUGAAGAAACCUACACAUAAAUGAACUUAUGGGGCCUUUUCUGUUCCUUUGAAUGGAAUAUUCUUCAGUUCUACAUUCCUCUUUAGUGACUUUCAGCACACAUGCACUGAAAAUACUGAACAAUGUGUUUUCCAUAACUGUGUAGUUUUACUAACUAUUAUUCGGCUGUGACACUUCAAAAUGUCAGUUUCUGUUGCCACUCUUUUUUCCUCUCUCUCUCUCUCUCUCUCUAGACAAAACUGACAAUUGUAUACUGCUGCUUGUGUGAAUAUAUAUAGUCAGUUAAAUAGUUAUAUAGAUAUGGAUUUUAGUUUAAAGGACUGCUAACAUGGUUUUGUUUAGUUGCUGCUUGUGCAUUUUUCAGGUUUCACAUUUAUAGGAUUUCUUUGGCCAACACAAAAACUAAAAUGUGGGCUCAUUUUAAAACACAGAUUUGAAACAAUAUUAGACCAGUUUAUGAACUAUUUUCAGAACAAAAUCACAGAAAAACUAAUGUGUUUUACCACAGCAUUCUAUGAACCAUCAAGACUAAAGCAUCCAGCUGAGAUAUCUCUUUGUAUAUCACUGUAGGUACUCUUUAGAAACAGAAAAAAUGUUUAGGCUUUUAUGCCUACCGGAACAAAAGGUUGCACAUUAAACCAUGCAAUCAGGACCCAGUAGAAUCAUGUUAAACAGUC
Labeo rohita (rohu) is the source of this 2475-nucleotide messenger RNA. Its product is annotated as phospholipid scramblase 2. Lineage: Eukaryota; Metazoa; Chordata; Actinopteri; Cypriniformes; Cyprinidae. The record is from RefSeq and is a predicted model, not a curated record. Gene Ontology annotation, cellular component: plasma membrane. The transcript is spliced from 12 exons. Bases 156 to 1415 code for a protein of 419 amino acids. Gene Ontology annotation, molecular function: phospholipid scramblase activity. Gene Ontology annotation, biological process: plasma membrane phospholipid scrambling.